GUGAGCCCCGCCGGCCGGCUGAGCUGGGACCGCGCGGCCCGGGGGAGUUGGACGAACGGGACGGCGACGGUGGGCUUGGCGGCGCGGCUCGGCCUCUCCCGGGAAAGAACGAUGGGGCGCGCGGGCGCCGGGGAGCGGGCGCCGGUGUAGGACGCGCGGCGCCUGGCCCGGGAGCGCGCGGCGGCGGGCGCGGGGAGGCCUGUGAGGGCCGCCUCCCCGAGCGCCCGGCCUCCGGCGCCAUGGCCCCCAUGGGCAUCCGUCUGUCCCCGCUGGGGGUGGCCGUAUUCUGCUUGCUGGGGCUCGGCGUGCUCUACCACCUCUACUCGGGCUUCCUGGCCGGCCGCUUCAGUCUCUUCAGCCUGGGCGGCGAGCCGGGCGGCGGCGCGGCGGGGCCCGCGGGCGCGGCGGACGGGGCCACCGUGGACCUGCGCGAGAUGCUGGCCGUGUCGGUGCUGGCGGCCGUCCGCGGCGGCGAGGAAGUGAGGCGCGUCCGCGAGAGCAACGUCCUCCACGAGAAGUCCAAGGGGAAGACGCGCGAAGGAGCCGAGGACAAGAUGACCAGCGGGGACGUGCUGUCCAACCGCAAGAUGUUCUACCUGCUCAAGACCACCUUCCCUACGGUGCAGAUAAAUACUGAGGAACACGUGGAUGCAACUGAUCAGGAGGUUAUCUUAUGGGAUCGUAAGAUUCCUGAGGACAUCCUGAAGGAAAUAGCCGCCCCUAAAGAGGUACCAGCGGAAAGUGUUACUGUGUGGAUCGACCCACUUGAUGCUACACAGGAAUAUACAGAGGAUCUUCGAAAGUAUGUCACUACUAUGGUGUGUGUGGCUGUAAAUGGUAAACCUGUGCUAGGAGUAAUACAUAAGCCAUUUUCUAAAUAUACAGCAUGGGCAAUGGUAGAUGGUGGGUCAAAUGUGAAAGCCCGCACUUCCUACAAUGAGAAGACCCCAAGGAUCGUUGUGUCUCGCUCCCAUUCAGGAAUGGUCAAACAGGUUGCUCUUCAGACUUUUGGAAACCAGACUACAAUUAUCCCAGCUGGUGGUGCUGGUUAUAAAGUUUUAGCGCUCUUGGAUGUGCCUGAUAAAAGUCAAGAAAAAGCUGAUCUAUAUAUCCAUGUGACAUACAUCAAAAAGUGGGAUAUAUGUGCUGGCAAUGCCAUCUUAAAAGCCCUUGGGGGGCAUAUGACUACCCUGAGUGGUGAAGAAAUCAGUUAUACUGGUUCCGACGGCAUUGAAGGAGGUCUGCUCGCUAGCAUCAGUAUGAACCAUCAGGCUCUGGUCAGAAAACUCCCAGAUCUCGAGAAGACAGGACAUAAAUAAGCAAGGCUAAUUACAAGUCCCAGCUUUUCCAGAGCUGAGCAGUCAGCCUGAAAUGUUGGAGGCUUCAAAGGAUCGGUGAAGACUAUGCAUGGUUAAGGCCAUCCCAAACUUUUUAAAGUAUUUAUGAAGCAUCAGAGAUUUAUUUUCCCUGUGAUAGGAUGCGAGAUCAGGGAAAAUGGGUUGCUUCGUGUCUCAAGUAUUGUCUUUAUUUUUGAGACUAUUUUCGUACGGUUGUCAUACACAAGGCGCAUAUAAAUAUAUAUAUAUAUAUAUAUAUAUAUAUUUGUGAAUUAAAAACCUAUAGCUUAAGUCUACAUUGUUGUGAGUCACCAUUUUCACAUAACAUCAUGAAUCUUCAAUAUUUGUUAGUACUUUUCAUAUAGAAUUGGGCUGAAGAGAAAGGAUUGAUUUUGUGUAGAUGUUUAUACUAUUCCUUUACAGUUAUAUCUCAUUGAAAAUAAAGUAAUUGGGGGUUUUUACCCCUAAUUAAGAUGGAAAGCACAAGAAGCCACAUACUCAUUAAUAUGCAACAAAUGCUUUAGUUGUCUGUUACUGAUUAUUUCUUCUAGAUUAAAAUAGAAAAAACUUAAAUUUUUUUCCUUUGAAAUUUUAAUAACAGGUUCACCAGCUAGUAGAGAAUAUAGACAUGAUGGUUGCGUUGUAAUUGUAAUUUCUGUGUGUGUUUUGUUUUUAUAAAGAAAAGUGUUUGUACCCGUGGGUUCAACAUUUCUGCCAUCUUGUUGAUUUUUGUUUGCCCUGUAGACAGUGCAUGGUUCCAUCCUUUCCCUCUUGACCAACAUUUAGUCUUUAAAUUGUAAGGUUUGGACUAAGGUUUCAGGGUUAGCACUAGGAUUUUGGUGCAUUUUCUCAUUAGGGACAAAAUAUACUGUAAAGCACUGUAAGAAUAUAAUUGAUUCUAUCAUUAAUUGAAAAUUAUUUGACAUUACAUGAAUUGAACUAGCUUUCGUUAUUUUCAAAAGCCUUGUUUUAGUAGUUUUUAAAAAAUUUGCCGGGUUUAUAUGUAGAGAUUCUCAGUAUCAAGAGUGAGUUAUGGCUGCUUUUGCCGUGGUUGCUUUUACCAUUAAUAAAGGGAUCUAACCUAACCAAACUCAAGCUAAUAACUCUUGAGAUACCUUAUAGUUGCCCAUCAGAUUAAAAUAAUGAAGGUUAAAGUUACUUUCUGAUGAGUUUUUUUCUAUUCAGAAUGCAGAAUCUGGUUGGAAGAAAGGUCGUGGCAUGUGUCAUUGUAAGUAGAACCUUUCUUGAUGAACUGUCUCUCAUUGGGAUAUCUGAUUUCUCUCACUGUGGUAUCUGGAAACUUCACGUAAACAAUACCAUUAUUUCAUGUGACUUUGAUGUCCUUGUAUUCCAUAAUACACUGAUAAGGAGAGAGAUUUCUCAUAAUUUCUUUCUUUUAAAUUUUUAACCCUAAAAUAACUUUCCAUUUAUUUUCCUGUCUUGGAGGUAAAAUUGACCAAAGAGUGGACAUCCUCACCUGGUGGAAUGUGCAUACAACUUUAGGUUUGCAUAUUACACUGCACAAAACCCUUUAAUUCCUCAUGAGGGAAUUGAAUCUAGUGUGAUCCACAUAGCCACCUAAUCUCUAGCAACCGCUCACAAAUCUCAUAGGGUAGUGGACCUCAGUAGGUAGGCUUCUGUUCAGUGAAAAUUCAUUCAAAGUUUUGGUAGUUGGAACACUUGAUAUUUAAACAGGACUUAGGAAUUCUGAACAGCGUAUUGGAAACUUCAUCUUUUUACUUUGCAAUGAGAUGAGGAAAUGUUUUUUCUCAGGAGAGAUGGCAAAGGCAUAUGCUGUUUCCAGAGUCCUGUGGUAUAAGCAUUGGUUUUAGUCUCAAUGUGUCAAACAUAGGGAAAUAGGACUGGCAUAUUAGGAAAUAGAAUUUAAUUGGAGGGUUUUUCCUCAAUAUGACAUGGAAACUUUCUGAUUUAAUGGAAAUGGAACUAGUUCAUAUUAGCAAGCAUGAUUGGUUUUAUUUUUAAUAUCAUUAAUCUGCAUGUAGAUAAUGACUUGUGAAAGGCUUGUGUUUUAUGCAAAAAUUAAGACCUUGGCUGACAGUUAAAUGCAUUAUUUUUAUAAUUUGUUGGGUAUACUCUAGUUACUAAUGAUUUUUAAGUGCUUUUAUAGGAAGUUCAUUUAAAAAAUUGUUUUUGUUUCUAAAAGUCAAUAUACAUUACAGAACUAAUAUAAGUACAAAGAACAGUAUUUAUAUUUAUUUAUGUAAGACAUUAUUGUGCCAGAACAUACCAGUAAAACACCUUCAUGAGUAAGUGAGGCAUGUAAUAUCUCCCAGAAUUACAAUGAAUAAAAUUAUUUCUAAAAUGUAGCAAAACAGCUAGAGUUUACUUUUAGUGACCCUCACUUCCCCAACUCCUGGUCUUUCGUUUCUCUUUCCUUUGCCCUUAUUUACAGCAUAAUUUGCCCAUAAAAUUAAGUUUUACAUGUCACAUUUAGUAAAAGCAGUGACAUCAGUAACUUCAGUAUCCAUCAACUGUCCCGUCCCUCUGCCCUACUUCCUCUCUACCUUGUUCCCUAUCUCCUUAGCCUGUUCAUGGGCUCCUUUUAUUUCUGCUUCUCUUUCUUAACCAAUCUACUCUUCCCCAGCACUUACGCUGAUUCUCUCGUAGACCUCUUUCUCUCAGGAUUGGUAGAACUGAGACUCUAGGAAAGUUCCCAGUGGGAGAGAGCAAUCCUGGCAGAGUCCUCGUUGGCUAUUACUUUUUACAGACUCUCCUGAAAAAGUAGAGGAAAGUCACCUUCAAAACCACAAAGCUUUACACUGUCAAGUCUAAGCCAAUGCCUCUGUCUUUACAUAGCAUUUCUUCUGACCCGUCCUUCAAAGAGUGAAAACGCAGAAAAUACAAGAGAGUUGGGUAUAUAAGCCUGCUUGAGAAAACUUGCUUUUUUCUAUUAGUUUUCAUGCUUGCAACCCUAUUUCAGUUGAGGUUAUAAGGGCCUAUAAGAUGGGACAUAUUUGUCUUUUGUGUUCAAUUGUUUCCCCCAAUUUUAGUGUUUUUUCCUUGAUUUUAACAAUAUUUAAAUGAAUUAUUUAUGGCUGUGUAAUGAAGAGUUUUGGUUUAUGUGUUUUAAGUAACAAUUGUGCAGAUUCUUGCUGUUUCCUUUGAACCUUGUGCAAAUUGGAUCAGAUGAAGUAGGGGAAGAGCAGAGGCCAAGAAGAGGGUGGAAAAGAAGAAAGACAGCCCCAGGAAGGAUAGCAGAGGGAGAGUACAAAGCCACAUGUGCCGUCACCCCCAUAAUCAGGAACUCCACCCUUGUCUCAGAUGCUUAAGUCAAAAAUUGGAUUUCCCUUCCGGCUUUGAGGGUGACGACUCUCUAAUAGGGCAAGCCUAAGUAGAGAAAGCUGGGGCGCUCCCCCCAGUUCCUGAGAGAAAUAUCCAGCUUGCCUCUGCUUGGUAAAACCUUGAAAAUGGCCUCAUGGAGACAAUCUUUUGCAGGUUAAAAACAAAUUGUUUGGCUUAUCCAACUGCAACUACUUAUCUUGGCUAUGUGUUGAUUGGUCCUGGAUAAAAAUAAUGAUUUUUCAUUUUAGAUCUUGGUUGAAUUUAAGAUGUGUUUAAUUAUUUUCAGUAUAUGCCUACAAAGAGUCUGUCUUGUAACUGUUGUGUAAAAUAGACUUAAUCUGUCAUUUCAUUUUUGUCCUAAAAAAAGUUGUGCCUUAACAAUAGGGCAUUGUAUGUUAAUAAGGGAAAACAAAAUCUUUUUUUAAUAGAUGGGGAAAAUAGGAACUUUUUGCCAUUUUAAGAUUUAAGUUCUUGUGAUGUUUUUAAUAUUAGAGUUGGGGAAAAUUCAUUAAAGUUAAAUAAAAUUGAUAUAAAAUUAUUUUUGCAUAAUCUAGCACUUACAACUAAAAUACAUUUUUAUAAGAACUGGCAUCUUGAUGUAUAUAGGACUGAAGUGAUACUUCAUCCUUUGGUUUUUAAUUUGAAUUAAUAAUAUAAGACCAGGAUAGAUUACAUUUUUUAAAAAAGUUUCUUUUUAAAUCAUUUCAGUGUGCUCUUAUAUGUUCUCCUAGUCCUCUGAGUCACUUGGGUUUUAGAAUUGCUGUUUAUUCAUGGUACCAUAUCAACAAUUUAUUACUGUUAAAAAAUACUGUAUGUUGUAUGACGUAACAAACCAGAGCAGUUCCUAGAUGGGGGAGCCUUCUGAUUAGCAGUUAAUAAGAGGGCAAGAAGCAUUGGACUUCGUACUUGAGAAGGAGGUUUUGGUUUAUGAGGUGCUGGUUAUGUAAGUGGUUUAUUUUUAUUUCCUCAAAGCCUGGCAGGUGCUUCCAUUCCAGUUCACCAUUGGUAAAGGCUUACAGGAAAGCUUUUCCUUUGUUUAAAUUAUUUUUAAAGUUGGGCAGUGUAUUAAUUUUGUGGGAAAAUGAAAUUUAUAAGUAGUUUUCCUCUGAGAUAAAAUAACUCAAACUUUCAGAAGCCAAGGAUGAUGAAAAACAUUAAAAUAACUUGUUAUAUAUUGUGUUUGUCGGGGGUCCCUAAAGUAUUAUGAUUAAGGUAAUUUGUGGAAAUUGCAAAAGCAGAAACUGUGAUGUUUGAUUGGUAGUAUGUUCCUUUAAGAUUCUUUUUGAGGUGUAUGUUAUACACAGUAAAUUAUUCAGGAAAGACUUGCUCAUCCUGUAUCUUUUUAAAUAGGAAAUACAGCAUGCCAAGCCAUCAUUAGAUCAGUUAGCCUGCAAAGACUUCAUCUCUCUCCCCAAACUUUCUCUUCUAAGCCAUCUUCAUCAUUUAUGUUGAAUUAAGGAGGGAACAUUUAUGGACUUCAGUUUCUGUGUGCCCUUACGUCCACCACUGGCAGUAGCCAAAGCUAGCUUCAUAGUCUAACAGGAGAGAUCAUGUUCUGCCAUCAGGAACUGUGAUGCUGCCCAGUGCGUUUUUUUCCCCCAUUUGAUGGUGUUACUUAAGCUUCUAAAUGUGUAUACACUACACAAGGGAUUGACUUUACACUAAAACUAUGAAAUGGUGUUCCCUGCCUAUGUCCCUGCCUGUUGAAACUUUGUUUUUUAUCAUCCUCACUUCCUGUCAAUCUCUUUCUUAUAAUGGGCUAAUCAUGGAGGGGAUUAGAAUAAAAAUAAAUACCUUUGACUAUCCCUUCCCCUUUGACACAUUUAAAGCUGUAGAGGAGCUAGACCGUUUCCUGUUGCUGAGACACCAGAGUUUUCCUUUCUUGGCGUGCUAUACCCUGCCUCACCCACACCACCAAAUUUAAGAGUCCCGACUUCAACCCCCUGUGGGAAGUAGUCUCCUCCCGCCAUGUCUGUAGAGCAGUUUGUACCCCGCCAUAGCGCUCAGUUUUGUAUGUGCUAGUGUAAACUUCUUAGGGACAGGGGUCAUGUCUUGGUGAUUUUUGUGUUUCCACCUCCACCCCAGCAGCUAGCCCAAUGUCUUGAACAAAUAAGGUGCGUGAUGUCUCUUGAACUAAACUGAGUAAAAGGUUACUACUAGCAUUAGGAUUUCUCAUGCCUCAGUUGUGUCAGCUGGUUGUUUGUUUUGUUUCCUCUGCAAAUAUUUAUGAUUAUCAGCUCAAAAACACUAAAUUACUUUUAAGAGUUUUGCUUUCUUUACUUCGGAUGCUACCCCAUGGCCAAUUAGCUCUAGAAAAUGUCAUUGCCUCAAAUUAAAUGAUUAUCCCAAACUCUCUGCCAAACUGAAAUUUGAAUUUUCUGAAUAAAUUGGUCAUGUCUGAAAGA
Messenger RNA from Equus caballus (horse), 7045 nucleotides. It is a transcript of the gene BPNT2, whose product is annotated as 3'(2'), 5'-bisphosphate nucleotidase 2. Gene Ontology annotation, cellular component: endomembrane system. Gene Ontology annotation, molecular function: 3'-nucleotidase activity. The record is from RefSeq and is a predicted model, not a curated record. NCBI's taxonomy places the organism in Eukaryota, Metazoa, Chordata, Mammalia, Perissodactyla, Equidae. Gene Ontology annotation, biological process: skeletal system development; phosphatidylinositol phosphate biosynthetic process.